UGAGUAGUGUAGGUAGUGACCGAAGGCGAAGCUCCAGCUCAUCACUGAGUAGUAUAGGUAGUGACCGAGGCUACAGCUCAUCACUGAGUAGUGUAGGUAGUGACCGAGGCUACAGCUCAUCACCGAUUAGUGUAGGUAGUGACCAAGGCUACAGCUCAUCCAUGAGAAGUGUAGGUAGUGACCGAAUUGACAGAAGCUACAACUCAUCACUGAGUAGUGUAGGUAGUGACCGAGGCUACAGUUCAUCACUGAGUAGCCAAACAAGUAGCCACAGCGGCGUCAAGUCAUCAGCACCGAGGAUCCACAGUAAACAAAAGUGGCUUAAUGAGGGAGACUGUUUGAUGCUAGGGCAGCUUGCAGGACUAUCAUCAGAUAGACUGGGAUCAGCCCUGUCUUACCUGCAGCAGGUGGGAACCAUUCUCAGGUACACAGAGAUACCGGAACUCAAGGAUCUGGUAUUUCAUGAUCCAUCAGGAUUGAUAGAAAUUAUCAAAGAACUGUUUCAUCACGACCUUAAGAAGGUUUUCACCAACAAAAAUCCACGUCUCAAAAGCUUCUCGAAUACAUACCUAAAAAAGAUUCGGAAAACCCUGUCCAGCCGAGGAUUUCUGCCGAGAGAUGUGGUAAUCGCUUUGUUGGAACCACACGCUACACCGGUAGGAAACGUGGAUGUGAUCAUUGACCUGAUGGAACAUUUUGGUUUGUGCUACACGGAAAGGUCUGAUAAACAGGACGAACAGGCAACACCAGUUGGAUACUACAUCCCAUGGUACAUACGGGAGGAGAAACCAAAGUCUGUGAUGCGAGGUGUCCGAAAACGACAAAAGAAAGGAUUCACUUUGACGUGUGAAAUAGCCGGGUUCUGCCCACGGGGACUGUUUGAGCGGUUGAGUGUUGUGGUAAACAAACUCAUCACGUCCCGACAGGACUGGAAAGACGUCAUCGUAGCUGUUACAGAAAACCUUCCCGUGAUUGUUUACCGCGAGACGAAAGACGAUCAGGUUAACAUCAUAGUGAAUGUCACCGUCCCAGCCCAAGCAGUACAGGGAACGCAGCAGCUGAUUUGGGACAACGUCAUCAGUCCACUGAAAGACAAGCUGUCUACACUUCUGAAAGAGUGGCCUGGACUGCUCUACCGUCUGGUGUAUUCCACGUUUACUCAGCCAGCUAGACAGAAAGGAGACUCGCAGACCUUGUCAGUCCCUUCCAUCAUCCCCACAUUUGCAGUAGGACCGCGAGGCUGCACUGUUCAGCACGGCGGUGUGACACUGGAGUUUCCUGCAGGCUGUGUUAGAGACGCGCGGUUCAUCUCUGUCGAGGUUGAAGCCGUGCCAGUUACCGAGGACGUCCGGACCAACUUGACGGCCAUGUCCGCCGUCCUGACUGUGGAGCAGGACUUCCCACAGCGGUUCCUCCGGCCCGUCACCGUCAGACUGCCCUGGGUCUGGACUCAAGCAGCGGCGGGUAAAGAAACGACAACGAAAGUUCUACACUACGGCCGAGACGACGGUUGGACGGUCUUCAAAACAGACGCUCACCAGGAAGAUGGUGGCAUCAUGUUUCACACAGAUCACUUUCAAAGCUUUUGGGCAAUUCUGUUGCGCAACUUGCUAUGGUCCGGAAAUGAAGUCAGCUGGGCACGGCAGACGUAUAAUGGCUGCAUUGCGAACAAGGUGUACGUCAUCGUCACGCCGGACGUGAACACUCUCCCAGAGCGAACUCUGCAUCUUAUUUCCAUGCGCCAAACGGACAAUAUUGACGACCUUUUCCAGGCACCCGGUGUUAGAUUUGAAUCUCAAAUAAAGCAGCGGGUAGAAAUGACAAAUGACCAGGCAAUAGAGGCUACAUUUGGUCAGGAUGAAGAUGUGGUUCCUGACCCUCGGGACUUACCUGAGGGAGAAUCGAUGCCUCUGCGUCCUCCUACAAGACGUUCAGUCAGGCUUAGGGUGAAAGAAUCAGUGCCACAGAAGCCUAUUUAUGAAGGAAAAGUUAAGUUCACAGUCACAGACGAAGCAAACCAGACAGGGGCCGCGGAAAGGCCACAGUUCGAAGCCUUUGUGAAACUGCGGCGUAAAGGUUGGCCAAAUCUUCUCAGUCUUGUUGCCAUUGUGAUUGCGGCCCUGGCAGUUGCAUUUCAGCUUUACUCUACAGGCUACAUACACGGUUUCUGGGCCCAAGGUGAUGAAGGAGGACACGUCCCCCAACACAUGCCGUAUUCUGGUAAGCCUGUCGUGCUACUUGUCAAUGACGAAUAUGGAACUUCCAAGGGUGGAAUCUCCACAAUAAAUCGCCAGCUGGCCAAACUAUUACGUUCCUCCGGAGCUAAAACUCUCUGUACUGUUCUGAACGCCUCCGAAGAGGACGUAAACGAUGCAAGGACCGACGGAGUAGAAUUGGUAUUUCCAACAAGCUUCAAAGCGGACAAAAGGCAGCCAACCCUUGACUGGCUCACGUGGGAUCAUCAGAUUCGAUAUCCAAAUUUGCCACCAGAUAUAACUCACAUCAUUGGCCAUGCCAGUAUCACUAGCAGAGCGGCAAGAAACAUCAGGAAAGAUCGUCUUCCAUUGGCCAAGUUUAUCCUCUUCAAUCACGUAAUGCCAGAAGACACCGAGCACCACAAGAGCGAUGAUAAGGUCAUGACCAUUGAAGACAAGAUGGACGCUAUCCGCAAAGACACGGAAGAGGCCGACGUUGUGUUCUCCGUUGGGCCAACAAUGCAUGAUUACUACAAGAAUCAGAUCAGACUAUCAAGGCCACACUACCUGUUUCUGCCGAAGCCAUCCGACAUCUUCAGUCAGAUGAACGUGACCUAUGUCGAAACAGAAACCAAAGUGGUGUUGUCCAUAGGUAGGGUAAAGGGUGCUGAGAGGCUGAAAGGCUACGAUCUUGCCGCGAAGGCCAUGAUUAUGGUCAUAGGCAGAUUCCCUGAGGCAAGAUGGCGAGUCCGAGGCGUCAGUGCUGAGGAUUUCCUAGAAAGUAAGGAAAUCAUCCAAGCCAACAUGGAGAAGGGUAUAUUCCACUUUACUCCUCUGAAGUACGCCACACAGGACCAGCUGAGCAGAGACCUGGAAGAAGCUCAUGUCGUCCUGAUGCCGUCACGCGCAGAGCCAUUCGGACUGGUCGGUCUCGAGGCCAUCGCGGCAGGUGUGCCGACUAUCGUUUCCGACCAAUCAGGGCUUGCGAAGUUCCUGAAAGCUCAAGAUGACGUCAUCUUUGACCGCCCGAUUGUAAAAAUCAAAGGGAACGACACGACAAGACUGGCCGACCGCAUCGUGAAGAUACUGGAGAAUGGAAGUAAGGAGUUUAAGGCUGCCAAAGAACUCAAACAGAAACUGAUGGCGUCAAAGUACUGGGAAGAGUCGCAUAGGAAGUUCCUGGAAGAAUGCGGCAUUCCGCAGUGACGAUAUCCUUGACACUUUUAUUCUAAAUCUUUUCGUGAUGUCAGAUCAGUUAUUCCUGUUAGAAAACAAAGUCUUCCCGGGUCCAUUUUCUACCACAUUCUAGUGAAAUGGUACAGGGACAGGUAGUACAAUCUCCAGGCGCCCAGGGAUCGAACCCGUGUCGCCACGCGUUGAGCCAAAUGUACAGAACAAUGUUGCAAUGUGGUUUUGCAGGAUUGCAGUUUUCGUUUGCUAUUGUACUUGGUUGUCGUUUUGCAUGCAUGUAUAUAUACAUUUGACUUUGCUAUAAUAAAACAGUUUUGACUGAG
Molecule: messenger RNA, 3709 nt
Organism: Branchiostoma belcheri (Belcher's lancelet)
Lineage: Eukaryota; Metazoa; Chordata; Leptocardii; Amphioxiformes; Branchiostomatidae
Exons: 6
Coding region: 162-3401 (1079 amino acids)
Biological process (GO): proteolysis; apoptotic process
Cellular component (GO): cytoplasm
Source: RefSeq, a predicted model, not a curated record